CCCGCCCCUGGGUCCCCGCCCCACCCGGGCGGUGUGUCCGCGGUUGUCGCCGCUCCCGCCGGCCGGGCAGGGCUGCGGGCAAGUGAGCUCGGCUGCGCCGGGGCUCCGCAGCCUUCCGCAGGUCUCCGCCCCUACCCCCGCCCCGGGGCGUCCUCGGGCAACGGGGCGGUAACGGGAAGAAAUGCGGCAAAGUUUCGUCUUCGCGCAAAAUCGGGGCUGUUCUCGGGCAGGGGGGGGUGGGGGCCGUCAGCUGGCUGGUUUGGGUGAAAGGCUUGCUCGGCUGCUGUAAGGAAAUCAAAGUGCGCUUUCGGGUAUUGGUUUGGCUUUGGGGGCGGGAAGGUGGCGGUGGUUUUUCUUUGCUAGAAGAGGAUUGCAAAGCUGCCGGGGGUUUAUCCCUCUGUCGGAGGGAGCCGGCGAUGAUAUUUUGCAAUUGCUGUAGGAAGACUGUCCUGGAAAUCCCCACGUUCUGGUGCAAACGCCUCCACGUAGGAGUUUGAAAUGGUCUGAAAGGAUGCAGCCAAAUUGGAGAGUUGUGCUGUAAGAAGCAGGGGGAAAGGUGCGGGAGUGAGAUGUGUGGGGUGUGCUGGGCCUGGGAAGCUGAACGACUUUAACCUGCAGACCUGCCAAUACACAUGCUUCCAAUUUCAAGUUAGAAGGCAAGGAAUUCUUUUAAAUAGUGCCAUUGAGUCUGAUAAGUAGGACUGGGAUAUGUAGUUUAUGUGGGGAAAAAAUACGGUAUUUCAAUGUGACUGGGGUGUUUUUUUGCUUGUUUUUGUAAGAGAAUGUUCCAGUGACAAUGUUUUUGUUUCUUAUAGGACAAGUCAUUCUGCUGACUUCUCCCAGCCCAGCUGUUUAAAACACAGCGUGCACACGCAGGAGUAAGCUGAAGGUACAGCUGAAGAUCUGUAGACUUAGAGAAGAUUUGAAACCAUGGCAAGCCUGUGUGCAGCAAAUACCACUUUUGCCCUGGACCUCUUAAGAAAGCUGUGUGAGAAGAAAAGUGGUCAGAAUCUAUUCUUUUCCCCUUUUAGUAUUUCUUCUGCUUUGUUUAUGAUUUUGCUGGGUUCAAAAGGUAACACCGAAGCCCAGAUAACAAAGGUAGGUUUGCUUUCUCUGAACAAAGCUGAGGAUGCUCACAAUGGGUAUCAAUCCCUUCUCUCUGAAAUUAACGAUCCAAACACCAAAUACAUCCUGAGAACUGCAAACCGGCUUUAUGGGGAAAAGACGUUUGAGUUUCUCCCAUCAUUUCUAGAGUCGAGUCAGAAAUCCUACCACGCUGGACUGGAACCGACUGACUUCAUGAACGCUUGGGAGGAUUCCAGAAAACAAAUCAAUGGCUGGGUAGAGGAAAGGACUGAAGGUAAAAUUCAGAACCUGUUGGCGGAGGGGGUUCUUGAUUCCCUGACCAGACUUGUGUUGGUGAAUGCCAUCUAUUUCAAAGGCAACUGGGAAAAGCAGUUCAACAAAGUGGGAACCGCAGAAAGGCCAUUUCAGAUUAACAAGAAUGAGACCAAGCCUGUGCAGAUGAUGUUCAAGACAGACAUAUUUAACAUGACCUAUAUUGGAGACUUGCAGACCAAAAUCCUUGAGCUGCCCUAUGUCGGUAAUGAACUCAGCAUGAUCAUCCUGCUCCCUGAUGCAAUCCAGGAUGGAUCCACGGGCUUGGAAAGACUGGAAAGAGAACUUACAUAUGAGAAGCUGAUAGAUUGGAUCAGUCCUGAAAUGAUGAAGUCUACAAAGGUGAGGGUGUCUUUACCCAGAUUUAAGCUGGAAGAAGAUUAUGAUCUGAAACCCAUUCUGAGCCGCAUGGGAAUGCCUGAUGCAUUUGACUUGGGGAAGGCAGACUUCUCGGGAAUGUCAUCUGGCAGUGAGCUGGUGCUCUCUGAAGUGGUUCACAAGUCCUUUGUGGAAGUCAACGAAGAAGGCACUGAAGCAGCUGCUGCCACAGCUUACCGGAUCGUGGGUGGAUCUCCAAUGAUCAUUCCAGAUUUCACUGCUGAUCAUCCCUUCCUCUUCUUCAUCCGGCACAACAAGUCUUCCAGCAUUUUGUUCUGUGGCAGGUUUUGCUCUCCCUGAAGCUGAGUUGUCUUGGCAGGAUAGGGGCCAUUACACAAUAAAGAUUUCUCUCAAACAGGGUGACUGCUUUUGCACUAAUUGCCUCUUUGAGCUGUGCCUGAACCCUCUUCUGUGGUCUUGAUCUGGGGCUUGGCAAGAAUAACAGAGCUGCUUGGAGCUCCACAGCAAGUGCCAUGGAAAACACCUCUCUCCCUGUGCACCUGUGUGGAGGUUCUUGCUGACAGAAGGAACAUCCCACUUGCUCAGCGAAGGCUUCUCCUGUCCUUGACUUGACUUUUAGUGUCCAUGAGGCCGAGUCGGGCACUGACAGCGCGUGAGAGAGCAGAAGUUACUUUUGCUUCUGACAAGGCUGGAGCACCUUUUUAGCUGCACUCCCUUUUCUUCUUCCAGUCCCAUCCAUUUAGUGCCUUGAUCCAUUCCCUAGAGCUGAAAGGAGUCUUUGGCAGCCUGUUCCAGGUGUUCCUGAGCACCCUGCCUAGAUGGGGUUUUUUUGUCUACUAACUGGACAAGGACUUGGGCAGGAAUGGGAAUGAAAGUAUGUUUUUGUAGCAGAUGUCCUUAUGGGGUGUUUGUGGGUUGAGAACCUUUGUUUCAUCACCACAGGACUCCUGGGUUUACCUGUCUCCUGGUUCUACUCCUUUAACAAAGAAUGUAACAAAAGAGCAUAUGGUGCCUCUGCAAUAUUUGAAUGACAAAGCUUUAACGUUUUUGCUAUCGUUAUAUAUUUAUCCUAUUCAUAGUUUCGUAAACAUCAUAGCUGAACGGUAUAAUGCCAAAGCCACAGCUGAAACACCUUUCUUGACACAGGGCUGUGUUUGUGUUUUGGAGUUCCUGUUCCUGAAAUAAUAAAAAACCCACGAGCGCU
This is a messenger RNA of Pipra filicauda (Wire-tailed manakin), 2941 nucleotides long. Its product is annotated as serpin B6-like. Gene Ontology annotation, biological process: negative regulation of endopeptidase activity. Gene Ontology annotation, cellular component: cytoplasm. The coding region runs from base 931 to 2076 and encodes 381 amino acids. Gene Ontology annotation, molecular function: serine-type endopeptidase inhibitor activity. Lineage: Eukaryota; Metazoa; Chordata; Aves; Passeriformes; Pipridae. The transcript is spliced from 7 exons. The record is from RefSeq and is a predicted model, not a curated record.